This is a messenger RNA of Colletotrichum costaricense, 735 nucleotides long. RefSeq lists its product as uncharacterized. NCBI's taxonomy places the organism in Eukaryota, Fungi, Ascomycota, Sordariomycetes, Glomerellales, Glomerellaceae. The transcript has a single exon. The record is from RefSeq and is a predicted model, not a curated record. The annotation marks the transcript as partial.
AGACGCCAAUCACGACUGCUAGUGGCAUCCUGGUGGCUGCUCCAGCAGAGAAACUCUGCCGGUCACUUGUCCACGCCUGGGCACGACCACGCCCCCUUUGGCUCCACGCCCCCUCGGCCCUCUACCUACUGCGUAGCUCCAAGCCAGGCUCUCAGGCCUCAGGCUCUUCUAUCAACUCUAACCCACUGGCCCGCUGCUCAUGUCGAACUCAAGAAUAGACGGUGCAUUGGUGGAUCCAUGGCUAAGACAUGGCAAGCCGCUCAUCCCUGCUCUUCUAAUAUCGAAGACGACUGGGGUGUCCUUGGAGCCACCGGCCAUGGUGGAUGCUCCACGCAACGCACUUUGACAUGGGUACGUAGCCGUAGCGCUAACAUCAUUUCGCCUCGUUCCUCAUCGGGGUGGUGGCAGUCAUUAUCAACCACCCAUAUCCCACCACCGUACAACUGGCUCGGCUUGUCUCGAGACUUCAAUCAUCAACUUUUCCACCACGCUCCUUCCCGUCGACCUCUUCACAUCUCUUCACGAUCUUCGGGAAACUGGAAUCUCAGUCGCCCUUCCACCUCCGCCUCACAACAGACACCGACCUUCACCGACCUCAGCUCGCUACCCAUCCCGCACCAGGCGACAAUUACCGUGUUUGACUCGUUGACUCGACGUCUUGCACUUUCGACCUUUUCUACUUCCUCAGACCGAUCCAUUCAUAGGACUACCAACCCAUCUCAGGCCGUAGGAUAA